This is a messenger RNA of Nerophis lumbriciformis (worm pipefish), 4461 nucleotides long. It is a transcript of the gene sema6bb, whose product is annotated as sema domain, transmembrane domain (TM), and cytoplasmic domain, (semaphorin) 6Bb. The record is from RefSeq and is a predicted model, not a curated record. Gene Ontology annotation, biological process: semaphorin-plexin signaling pathway; positive regulation of cell migration; axon guidance. Gene Ontology annotation, cellular component: plasma membrane. Gene Ontology annotation, molecular function: semaphorin receptor binding; chemorepellent activity. NCBI's taxonomy places the organism in Eukaryota, Metazoa, Chordata, Actinopteri, Syngnathiformes, Syngnathidae.
UUUGAAUGCGCGGACGAGGCGGCGUGUUCCUCCCCUCUUGGAUGGACGGAAGACUCCCACCAGCGCGGGAAGGACCGGGAACAAUCCUCACAGUCACUCCACAACCAAGCGGAUAACAGCUGCUACUUCUCACCGAACCUCCUUCCCCUCCAUCUUCCCCGACACUUCGGCGGGGUGUCCGCCGACGGCCAUGUGUCGCUACGUGACAUGAGACGCUGCUUUGCGGCGUGUUGAACACCGGGGUGGGGGGUGAGGACUGUGGGACAGACAGACAGACAGACAGGUGGUGUGUGAACAGGGACUAAGGACGUAAAGGCGGAGGAGGAGGAGGGUCCGGACUCGGACACACAAGCCCCAGUUGUCUCGGGGGGGGAUGCGGCGUGGACAGGUGCGACUUGGAGUUGGGAUCCGAACUUCCUUGACUAUAUCACGGAUUUCCCCCGCACGUCAUGACAGAAAUUCUCACCAGCUUCUUUUUGGCUCAACAUCCAUAAAGAUGACAUCAGGAGAGGCUGCUCCUUCACCACUUUAAGUCUCAGUGCAAUUUACAGUGGGGAUGGAAACUCUCCAGCGGCAGACAGUUUAACACAGGUUGCUGCUGCACUGUGUGCUAUUAUGGAGCCAGGUUUCGAUGCCCAUCCCUCAUCGUCAGGCAGUUAGACCACCUGUCGCUUUCCCCUCAAAGUGUCCCCUCAACUCUUCACUUGGACUCUGCUAUUUUGUUGCCAUGGCAACAGCGGCCCCGCCCUUCCUCUUCCUCCUGCUGUGCUGGCUCCUCCAAGCGGCCUGCUCGGCGUUCCCAGAGGAACCCGGCCCGCUCAACUUCAUCCCCGCUGAAGUGUCGAGGCGCUAUCCGGUGUUUCUUGGCCGACCUCACCGCACGUGGCUGAGACAAGAGCCUCUCCACAUCCAGAGGGUCCUCCAAGUCAACCGAACGCUGUACAUUGGAGCCAGGGAUGACCUUUUCCGCGUGGAGCUGGACAUCGUGGCCGGAGAUGAGAUGUUCUACAGCAAGAAGAGAACAUGGGAGUCAAACAAGAACGACAUAAGGAUCUGCAGGAUGAAGGGCAAACAUGAGGACGAAUGCCGAAAUUUCAUGAAGGUGCUUCUCAGCAGGCGCGGGGGCUUGUUUGUGUGCGGCACCAACGCCUUCAACCCGCUCUGCGCCAACUACACCGGCGACACGUUAGAGAUGGCCGGAGACCAAGUCAGUGGAAUGGCGAGAUGCCCUUAUGACCCCAAACAUGCCAACGUAGCUCUUUUUGCAGAGGGCAAUCUGUUCACAGCCACAGUGACAGACUUUCUCGCCAUCGACGCAGUCAUCUACCGCAGCCUCGGGGACAGUCCAGCUCUUCGCACCAUCAAACAUGACUCCAAGUGGUUCCGAGAGCCUUAUUUUGUCAGCGCUGUGGAGUGGGGGCCUCACAUCUACUUCUUCUUCAGAGAGAUAGCCAUGGAGUUCAACUACCUGGAGAAGGUGGUGGUGUCUCGCGUGGCUCGGGUGUGCAAACGGGACCAGGGCGGGUCUCAGCGCGUCCUGGAGAAGCAGUGGACGUCGUUCCUGAAGGCGCGGCUCAACUGCUCUGUUCCGGGAGAUUCGCACUUCUACUUUAACCUGCUGCACUCCACUAGUCCUGUCAUCAACAUGCACGGCCGGGACAUCAUCCUGGGGGUGUUCUCCACGCCGGCUAACAGCAUCCCGGGCUCAGCGGUGUGCGCCUUCGACAUGGAGCAGUUGGCGUCCGUGUUCGACGGCAGGUUCAAAGAGCAGAAAUCACCGGAAUCCAUUUGGACCCCUGUUCCCGAUGAGGUCAUUCCCAAGCCCAGGCCCGGAGGUUGCGCCGUGCAGGGUUCCAGGUUCAAUUCCUCCAACUCUUUCCCCGAUGAGAUGCUGAACUUUGUCAAGACUCAUCCCCUGAUGGACGAGGCCGUGCCUUCGCUCGGGCAGAGACCGUGGAUAGUCAAGACCAUGAUCAAGUACCAGCUGAAUAAGAUCGUGGUGGAUUCGGAGGCCGGGCCGCAUAGGAACCGCACCGUCCUCUUCCUGGGCUCCAGCAGGGGGACUAUCCUCAAGUUCCUCAUCAUGCCCAAUGAGGACAACACGGUCAGCAGCAGCAACAUCUUCUUGGAGGAACUGGAGGGCUUCAACCCGGACAAGUGUGCCGGAGACUCUCUGCAGGCCAGGCGGCUUUUGUCCCUGACUCUGGACCGGGCCAGUCACACCCUCAUCCUGGCCUUCCCUUCCUGCGUGGUGCAAAUACCGGUGGCCCGAUGUCAGCUCUACUCACGCUGCAUGAAGAACUGCAUCGCCUCCAGGGACCCGUACUGUGGCUGGACCCGAGGAAGCACCUGCUCCUUCCUGCGACCAGGGACCAGGCUGCCGUUUGAGCAAGAUGUGGAGCAGGGAAACGUGGCUCACUUGGGCGACUGCGAUGGGUUACUUCAAGAGACUUUCAUCAAGGAGCCAGACGGCCUGGUGUCGGUCAACCUCCUGGUGGUCUCCGCCGUGUCGGCCUUCGCCACGGGCGCCCUCUUCUCCGGCCUCACCGUCUGCUGGAUCAUGAGUCACCGGCACCGCCACGCCCGGGGAGCCGGCGCCAAGGGGGCGCGGCGCAAAAGCGAGAAGGAGCAGCAGGGCAUGCUGGGCCAAGGCCGCAGCGGCUCGGUCAUGAGCGUGACGAGGACCAGCGGCGGCGAGCGGCGCGACUCGCAGGCGGACAACCCCUUCGUCACGACCAACGGGUGGCCCAAAGGCGACGUGGACCCCGGCUUGCUGCCCACCCCGGAGCAGACCCCGCUGCAGCAGAAGCGGCUCCUGCGUCUGCCCGACGGCGACUGGGACCAGAGUCAGACCUUCCUCACGGCCGUGGGGACGCCCUGCCCUAACAACUCCGUCAUCUACCUGAGCUCCAAGUUCCUGCAGGGUGGCGGCGGCGGCAUGGUGCGCAUCGACGAGCCGGGCGAGGUCCUGCUGCCCCCGCACGCCGAUCGCCAGCGCUACCUGAUCCUCGCCACCCAGCGGGGGGAGCACGCCGGCAGCCGUCCCGCGGGCGCCCUGAGAAACUCAGCCGGGGACUACAUCUACCCCGCCACGCCGCAGGACUCCCCCGACCGGCGGCGGGUGGUGUCCGCCCCCACACCCCACAUGGACUACGGGGCGCCUCGCUGGAGCCACGAGGCGCUCAACAACUACAACGCCAACAACGCCGGGUCGUACCACCCCCAGCGCCAGGGCCUCAUCAGGCCCGACAUGCACGCGCCGAGGGGGCUCGGGCAGCUGGCCGACUUCAGCCGCCUUCUGGUGAAAAACAUGGGGGAGAGGACCCCUAGUGGCCAGUGAGGUGAAGUGCGGUCCAAUAGUGCACUGGAGUAAACGGAUCCAUUUAAAGUCCUGCUCCCCCCCCAUCCCUCUCUGUCCUCUCUCACCGCCAUUCAAAGUCCUGACGCCACUCAGAGACCCAGAGAGAGACCAGGAGCAAAGUUCAGCCAUAAAAGUGUGACCACCCUUGCCCCGCCCCCAACCCCGCCUCCCCGGUGGUACGACCCGACAGACUGCAAGACAAUCGGACUCGUCUUCACGCGGACUGUUCGCUUUCUGCUCUCUGUUGACUUGAACUAGCGUAGCUGUGCCAGAGAGCAGUGCAUCAUGGGUAGGCGUGGCCUCACAAGCGAACCCCAAAUCCUGAAGGAACCUGCGACGAGCGUCGAGUCUCCGCCCCCAACAAUAAGCGACCUCUCGCCGCCCAUUCAAUAAUCGGAAUCGACAUGUUUCUCCGAAUGUUCUGAACUCCUGUGUCCAUGGCGGCGUCGUUGCCCACAGCGCCGAGCUUGUCCCGACCGACUCGACGGCGCCUCCGCCGGCCGCGGCCGAGCACUUUGUGGUCCCGCAUGUUUCAUUCAAAGUGAGGUCUCGAAGGAAAGAGAGCAAUAAUGAACACGAUUAAAGACACCUUUUGUUUGCCAUUCUCGCCGUUUGAAGGAACAAAGCCCCGCCCCCCCUCCUCCAUCUUGUCCUCUGACCUUAAAAGUCCACCCCGUAGGACGUGAGCCACUUGUGGCCCACACUGAGCUUCUUUGUGCGGCUAACAAAUGAGUCAGGGAGCGAAUGUCAAUGAGCUCCAUCCAUCAUGGCGGACUAGACCUCCUGUGCUUGGUCCACGGGAGGAGGAGUGGGUCCCCCUCGCCGCUUUAGCACCCACAGCGUCCUCAAUAGAGGCGUCCUCUGCUGCUGCCUGAUGUUUUGUUUACAUCCGCACAUUGCUUCAUGACGUCAUGUGACCUUCUUUCUGUGUGCGCAAAAAAACAGCCGCGCCUUCCUCCCCCCCGUUUAUUGUUGUGCAACACCAACGCUCCUGCAGUCAGUUCUAUUGCUCAUCGCUAUGCAGGAGCAACUUCCUGUCUCCUCGCUAUAAGUUUAAAAUCUGACUGUAUAAAGAAAUAAAAGUUUGUUGUGUGAAAGAA